This is a messenger RNA of Cyphellophora europaea CBS 101466, 1647 nucleotides long. RefSeq lists its product as uncharacterized. The coding region runs from base 1 to 1647 and encodes 548 amino acids. The record is from RefSeq and is a predicted model, not a curated record. Gene Ontology annotation, molecular function: iron ion binding; monooxygenase activity; oxidoreductase activity, acting on paired donors, with incorporation or reduction of molecular oxygen. NCBI's taxonomy places the organism in Eukaryota, Fungi, Ascomycota, Eurotiomycetes, Chaetothyriales, Cyphellophoraceae. The transcript has a single exon.
AUGGACCACAAAGAAGCAUUGGAGGCUUUCAAGCCAAUAUCGUUACAAAUGGACAACUUGAGCGACAUCCCCACCGGAUCGUCCGGAUACCCCCUGCUCGGCCCCCACUCCUCUAAAGUCCUAUAUCCGUCUACGAUCCUCUUCCUGGCCGCGGCAGUCUACGUUGCAUGGACGCUUCUGAGCCUUGCGCAGAAUGUCUGGUUUCAUCCGCUAUCAAAAUACCCUGGACCCAUUGCGGCGAGGGCGAGCGAGUGGUGGAAGGUGUACAUCGAAGUAUGGAAGAAGGAAUCGAUGACCGAGGUGCUCUCGCAGCUACAUGAGCAAUAUGGAGACGUCGUGCGAACAUCACCUAACGAGCUACACUUCGCCAGUGCCAAAGCAUAUUUCGACAUUUAUGCACCGGCAGUUCGAUGGGACAAGGAGAGGGUUCUCUACCAUUCUAUGGGUGUUGACAGCACAUCAUUCGGCUAUCUGAAGUAUCCCCAAGCGAAGCAGAGGAAAGAUGUCCUUCAACCUCUGUUCUCGAGGAGAGCUGUCAGCGGUAUCCAGGGGUUAAUACGACGGAAACUCAACGACUACUGCGACACCCUCACGCAACACAACGCGGCAAAGGAGUCGUCGAAUAUGUAUCUCGGCCUGCGAUGUCUGACAGUCGACACCAUAUCGGCCUUCUGCUUUGGCAAGUCGCUGAAUGCUCUUUCCGCGCCACACUUCCAAGCACCAAUCGUGAUAUCCAUGGACUACGCCAACCCUGAGUUCCUCCCUUUCAAGCACCUGCCUUCCUACCGGAACCUGAUUUGGGCCCUUCCAACGUCAAUAUCAGCUAAGCUCCUCCCGGAUACAUCCGGCUUUGCACAGAUCUCGAGACUGACUCGUGAACAAGUGGAGGCCGCGAUCGCAGACCCUUCAUCGCUUCAGAAGUAUCCGCAUCAGACCAUCUACCACCGCCUGCUGGAUCCAGCCGCACAGGACGGACGCCCAAUCCCUUCGAAAGACCAACUGCUUGAGGAGGCCAAGAAUCUGAUCUUCGCCGGCACGGAUACAACAGGCAAUACGCUCUACGUUGGCAUGUGGCAUUUAAUGAGAGACCUCAGCCUACAGAGUCGUCUCCGAAAAGAGGUUCGAGCCGUUUGGCCCAGCCUCACCGAUGAGCCGAGCUACGAGACACUCGCAAAUGUGCCUCUCCUCGCUGCCGUCAUCAAGGAGUCACUACGUGUAUCGUCAGGCGUCUCUUCGCCGCUGUCACGCGUGGUUUCACCACAAGGCGCAGUCAUUGGCGGCCACAGCGUUCCUGGAGGCACGAUUGUCGGUAUGUCUGCGGUGUUUCUACACAACAACACCGAAAUCUUCCCAGAACCACACGACUUCAACGCAGAGAGAUGGCUUGGACCGAACGCGAAAGAGCUCGAGAGGUAUUUGGUCUCUUUCUCUCGCGGACCGCGAUCGUGUCUUGGUAUCAACCUCGCCCACUGUGAGCUGUAUAUGUCUUUUGCAACUCUGGUGAGAAGAUUUGAGAUGAUAUUGGAUGAGUCGAUUGAGGGAAAGCUCAAUAUCGACGGGCACGGCAACUUGAUGUGGAGGGACACAUUUUUGCCGUGGUUCUACGGCCAGCAAGUGAAGGCUUGGUGUAAGCCGGUCGAGGAGUGA